Molecule: messenger RNA, 3119 nt
Organism: Struthio camelus australis
Lineage: Eukaryota; Metazoa; Chordata; Aves; Struthioniformes; Struthionidae
Gene: IAPP
Product: islet amyloid polypeptide
Cellular component (GO): extracellular region
Molecular function (GO): hormone activity
Source: RefSeq, a predicted model, not a curated record
ACCUGCUGAAUCAUCCAUGCCAUUUGUAGCACCUGAAGUAUUUAUGAGAUCUCGUACUUAAAUGCUGACUUUUCCACACCAUUCAUGCCUUCUGUAAUCAGGGUAGAUCUCAACCAAAAGUGGAGCGGUGGCUAAUCAAUAUUUGGUGGAAAUUACAUGAUCAUAAUAGAGCAGAAGUUCACUGAUUUUUUUUCACAUAGUUAUGCUGAACUUCUAAUGAAUUUUUAAUGACUUCGUACAGUAGAGAGACAAUUUCAUGUACUGAUUCAUGCUGCUUGUGCUUAUGACGAUUUUUUCUCAUCUCCAAGUGGAAUGGAAAGGUCAGGUCUUCCACUCGCACAUACAAUAAUCCAAGUAUGCAGUAAAUGUGCACUCCUCUUUCAAGGGGGGACUGUCUUACUUUGCAGCCUACCCCGGUGUGCCGACAUACCAUAAAUAAGUUAAUUUAUGUUUCAUGGCAUUGCUAACGUAAAUCCUCCUACGUAAGCUAGUACUCUGCAUCUGCCCUAGUGAAAAAUCAUCACUAACAUGACUGAUUCUCAGUUCAGCACAACUCUCCUUUUUAAAUAGGAGAGAAAAUGCCACUAUUAAUAGCAGAGCUGUCAAGACUGCAUCAUCUGAAAGACUCAGAGUGUUUCAAGACAAAGCCAGAUUGUCAUUCUCUUACUGCAGCUUGCAGAGGGGGAAAAAAGUCUGAUUAUUGAAAGUGAGAUAGUUUAAAAGAAAACUUACUUAAAACUUAUACACUGCAUCAGGUAAGAAGGGCUGAUGUGAUUUUGUGGAGAUUUAUUUUGAAAAGCAACAGUUUCUUGUACUGGUGAGUGGCUCCAUUUGCUCUGCACUUAUUAGCGAUUCAUCUCUACUGAAAUAAAUCUGAGAGUUGUUCCUGGUCGCACAGUAUCUUCUACAAACAGAUGUCUGUGCUUUUUAUAAAAUGUUAGGGUGGGGAAGAUGGGUGGAGAGAUGAUUUCUGUACUCUCACAGCAACAUUUAGUAAAUCAGAAACAGCAUUUCUACACCAAUCUAAUUCUUUAAUCUUUUUCCCUCACAGCAGCAUGCAGCGAGGCCUCAUGUUGCACUUGCAGUAGCAGUGUACUCAGGACCUGUCUGUAAGGAGUCAUAUGCAGUAAGACAGGAUACGAAUUUACAGCGCAAAGAGACACUCCAAGUAAGCACCACAGCUUUCCUUUCAGCAAAAUUUUUUGUUCUGCUGUGAGGAAGAAUGAGUCCACACAUUAUUCUGGUGGUGAUGGUGGUAUGUAUACCUCUCAGCAAUAUAUUUGAGAGCUGAAUACCUUUUCGUAGGUGACUUCUUAUAGCCAGUUACUUUCGAGAAUGAUCAUAGCAGGAAGCAACGGGUGACUUGGGUUACCAAGAAGGAAGAACGUAAGUAGCGCUAUUGCAUAUUAUUUACCAUUAGCACUGUCUAGAGCUCUUGUAAGCAACAUUGAUUGCUUACAAUUGAAGGAGAAUUCUGCUUUCGGUUAUGUUUCUGGAAACAGAUUCCAGAAGAGAUAAGAAAAAAUUAUCAUGAAUUUAAAACUCCUUUUGUAUUCAAGGGUGAAUUGUUGAACACAAGCCAGUAGGCACCACGCAGUUCAACUCUGCAAACUCAGGCAAACUAAACCAUGAGUUAUUCACGUGCUUCUAGUUCUUGGUAACUGAGCAACAGUGUAAUUUACUGGAGACAGCUACCUUGCACUGCAGAAUGGCAUCUGGUAAAGUACAUGCAACAGGGAUGGGAAUUAAUGACAGUCUCUCUGUGCUGCCUGAUGUCAGAGCUGAGAAAGGUGUGAAGGGUAUAUAAGAGCUGUAUUACUUGCCAGCAAGGAAGGGGAAAACGGAUACUCCAGAUACUGCCAGAUGCAAGCGUGGAAUUGUUGCAUGCACCCUUCUUGCUAACGCAGGAGUGCCUCUUCCGAUAGCUCCCUGACCACUAAAAGAAAUUUUGGAAGAAAAGAUGUACAACCUAAAGCUGUCAGUUGUCUUCAUUGUACUUUCUGUCACGUUGAGCUGUCUGGAAGCUACACCUGUUGAGAAAUUAUUAUCUGUGGCUGAUGAUCUAUCUGAUGGGACUUCCAAGAGACAAGGAUGGAUAUUGCCAGUAAUGUCAAGGAAUGCAGUCUCAGGACUUAGUGAGGCAAUGCCAGAACAAGCAGCAGCAAAGCCAAAAAGUCACCAUCUGGAGAAACGGAAAUGCAACACCGCCACAUGUGUGACACAACGCUUGGCUGACUUUUUAGUUCGUUCCAGCAACAACAUUGGAGCGAUUUAUUCACCUACCAAUGUGGGGUCCAAUACAUAUGGAAAGAGGGACACAGCUGGGCUUUUAAGCAGAGAACCCCAAAACAAUGCACAGCUCUAGUGUGUUAAAAUGACUACUGAUACAGUUUUCAUUAGGAGCUCCCGCCCACUUCUUAUGUCUCAGUAACCUUUUGGUCAUGUAUUACUUGUACAGUCUUAACAGUGCCUUGUUUUCUUUGCGUGUGUGUAUGUGUAUGAUUUUUAUGUUCAUUAUUUCAUUAUGUAUGUACAAGGACUUGCCCAAGCUAUUGUUUUAACUUCAUUAAGAAGUCCAGAAAUCUGCUUGUCAAAUUCCUUUGUAAAAAGAAAAUAAAUCACAAUAAUAAAUGGAAAUGUAAUUGCAACAGGGUUUUUUUUUUAAUUAAAAAGAUGAAAAAGAUAACCAUGAUGUGUAUGUCUUUAUAGUCACAGUUCAGUAAGAGAAAAGCAACCAUCUUAAUGAAGAAGAUCAACAAAAAUCAGACUGCUAACAGAAGUUAUGUCCUGAUGUAAGUGAAACAGAAGAAUCUUCUGGUUUGGAAAUGUCUGCAGUGUCCUGUUUUGCCCAGUUCAAGGAACAACUAGAAGAGAUACUAUGGCUGCACUGCAUAGUUGAUUAGACCGUUUGACUGAACGGUCUCUUUCCACCCUAAAGUGCACUAAACUAGUAGAAGUGGUCUUGCAGUACAGAUUUCAUUAGAUACUUAUUAGGCAAUUUUGAGAAUUUACAGUUCUUACUUUAAGACAGUAUCAGUUAAAUGUAAGCAUCAUGAGCAUAAGUGCAUUUUAAAUAUGAAUAAAAGAAAGCUCAUUUAACAAGUUCUCAGAAACAUCUU